CCCUUAAAAUGCAGUACACCAUGAUAAGAACCCUUUUUAAACCAGUGUAUUUUUUAUUUGCUGUGAAAGAACUUCAUGUAAAAUCGUAUAUAAGAUUUUAACUUUCUUGGGAGCAGCUGCCUUUAGAUUGUAUUUCAUUUGAGGCACAGCUGUUUUGCAGUUGUGUCGAUCACACGCGUACACAGAAAUCACUGAACAAUCAAGCUUGCCCUGGGGUCCGCGUGAUCAAGUCAGUUUUAAUGCCACUCUAAUGAAUAAUUCAAUAUUUUAACGUGGUGCGAGUCAAAGCACAUUGCAAGACGGCGGCUAAUGGCAACGUAAUGCAACUUCUCGCUAGUUUAAGUUGAAAUAAGCUCUUCGAUGAAACGAUCAAAUGCAAUAAUGUAACAACCGGCUGAGGUGUUGACCUGAACAAGAUAAGAAAUUGUAUUGAAAGACAAUGUUUUCUUUUAUGGGAUACUGGCACCCGAAACAGAAACAGAUUCAUGUGGGCGUAAACUCGCAUUGCGAGCUAAUGGAAAGAGGAAUCUUUUGAAGAGGAACAGGAUGUGCGUAGCCCGAUAGCUUCAUAUAACAUAUAAGACUAUUUUUCGCCGAGGAAAAUGACGUUGCUUUAGUCAUUGUAUCAAUUAUAAAGACGCUUGAUUCAAAGUGAAGUGAAGUCUGUCGAGUAUUCAACUGAUCUAAGUUAAUAAAGAUUAUCCUGUGUAUAAAUCAGAAUCCUCGCUGAUACCUUGGUUGAGGGGCGAGAAGCAAAUAGAAGCAGGAUCGGCUACAGACAUUGGAUCACAUCAUUGGAUCACACUGCUUCGCCUCAUUGCCAAGCAAAAGACACUUCUGCGAAGAAUUUCACGACUGUUCCGUGUCUCACAGCUGAAUCAGCAGCUUCAGUGGUUAUUCACAACCAAUUUUGGUAAAUUCUUAUCAAUCACAAAAAAGUGUUUACAUUCUCGCAUUAAGAAACCGUGAAAACAAAUAAAUAGAAACUCAUGGGCUUACAGUGAUGUUAAUUUUGAAAAAAUAUUUGUUUGUUGGAUUUCGGCCUCGUAGAUGUGAAAGGGAAUUUGAUGUAAAGCAGAAAGAGACUUUGUUUUGACUGGAUUUGAAAAGAUAUCAGGUAGGAAAAGGAGGAUUUAUAUCUAGUGCAGCAUAAGAGAGGCUUGCAUCCGAUAUUCCAUCAGCUUAAGCGGUUAAUUCUUUGCCAUUUGUUGUUGCUGAUCAGUACAAACCGAGCUGAUGGAAUGCCUCGAUGUCAACAUCAAGGUCGAUAUUUGUAAUAAAAGUUACCAGAACACAACCAAAAUUCUCUUCAAAAUGGACAACUUUAGGAGCCAAGGCCUUUUUUGUGACGUAACUCUAGAGAGUGAGGAUGGAAAGUGUUUUGAUGCCCAUCGGUUGAUCCUUGCUGCUGCAAGUCCUUAUUUCAGGGCAAUGUUUCAAACAGAAAUGCUGGAAUGCUCACAAAACCACAUCACGUUGAGGGGUAUCGACUCGAAAUCUUUGGAAACCUUGAUAAAUUACGCCUAUAACGGAGAAGUUAAAACAGAUAUGGAAGACAUACUUGACCUGCUCUCGGCUGCUAAUAUGCUGUGCUUUGAAGAAGUUGAAAAAACCUGUAUAGAUUUCUUGUGUAAGAACAUGAAUAUAACCAAUUGCAUUGAUAUCUGUGCUGUAGCAGAAAGUUUGAAUUGCGACGAACUUUGUCGAAUGGCUGAAAUUUAUGUGACAAAGAAUUUCAGGUGGCUGGUGAGAAAUUCCAAAUUUCAUACUCUGACACUGAAUCAAUUGAAUUCCGUUAUUAGCAGCGAGAAACUUCGCGUUGCAUCUGAGACUGAAGUGUACCAAGCUGUAAUCACGUGGGUAAAAUAUAAAGAUGUAGAGAGAAAAUGCCACCUGCCUGGUUUAUUAAAGCAUGUACGUCUAACAGCAAUGACAAGGAAGUACCUAGUAGACAUUAUUAUGAGGGAACCCUUGGUUAUGGAUGAUCAUGAAUGUCGAAUGCUUGUUCUUGAGACCCUUGACCAUUUUUUGCUUCCCGAGAGGCGGAAAGCCACAGGAAGUAUUUUGCCAAUGCCACGAAAGGCUCAAGGACAAUCUUUGUUUGUUGUUGGCGGUAAAGGUGAAGGAGACAGGCGCGCGUUGUCUUCUGUAGAGCUAUAUGAUUUCGUCGAUGAAAGCUGGGCACACCUACCACCCUUGCAGACAGCUAGACGAAAUGUUGCUGUUGUCGCACUGGAAGGGAUUCUCUAUGCUAUUGGCGGGAUCGAUCAAAAUAGCAAAGACCUGGCAUCGGUAGAAAGAUUUAAUUUCGAUGCUUGUCGCUGGGAGAAUGCUGCCUCUCUUUCACAUUGCAGAGGAGCGUUAGCUGCUACUGUGGUCGAUGGAUGGAUUUAUGCAGUUGGUGGGUCAAUUUCAAACGCAGCAUUGAAACAUGCAGAAAGAUACGAUCCUGUAACUGACCAGUGGACCUCGGUCCCGAAAAUGAGGUUGCAAAGAAGCCAUUUUGGAUUAGCCUCCCUCGAUGGAAAGAUAUACGCGAUUGGUGGCUUUUGUGGAAUCUCCGAAGUCGAACAUUGUGAAUACCUUGACCCAGCGUCACUCAAAUGGCAUGAGAUUACAUGCAUGAACAAAUCUCGCAGAAAUCACGCGGUAGCCACGCACAAUGAUCGAAUCUAUGCAAUAGGUGGAUCUAACUGUAUGAUUGGCUCUCUCAAUUCAAUUGAGAAGUAUAAUCCAGACUUGAAUAUGUGGCUCGUUAUCAAAAGCUCCUUCUCAGUAUGCCCUGGCUUAGUCGUCUGUCAUUGCCUUCGAGAAGAAGAAGCGGAAGAGUUGCUUCUUGUUGGAGGUUAUGACUCAGAAAGCAAAGAGCACAAUGAGAUAAGAACUCUUCGUGUAAAAUCACCAGAUUAUGAAAUAAAGAAGAUCUCAGAAAUGAAACGUAAGCGAGCCUUCGCAGGGGCUAUUGUGUUAUGAAAGAGGUAGUAGUUCUUUAUAAGCAAAAAGGCCACAAUUAUCAUUGAUGACUGCAUCUUAUAUUUGAACAUAAUAGAUUGAUAAUAUAUGAAGAGCAAUGUCUUAUACACAAAGCAAAUAUCAACCUCGUAUUCAUAUUUCUUCGCCUAAUUGUUCAUUAUUUCAAUUUUUCGCCUAGAUUUUGCUGCAAAUGUAAAAUAGAUUUUGUUAAUUAUUAUUCGAAUUUCUUUAUACUUUGAAUAGUUCUGAAUGACUAAAUUGCUAUUGAGAAAAUAGUUCAUUAUGGUACAAGAUAUUGAGUCUGCUCUUUAAAUGAGAAUGUUUUUAAUAAUAUUAAUGGCCUUCUUAUGGAUUUGUUGCUGAUUAAUCGUAUUGCCCAUAAACGUAUGGCAUCCGCUAUGUUCAUGCAUGUUUGCGUGCUGCUUCAAUCAAUAUAUGUUGCUCAAGUUAACCAGUCAUAAAAAAGUCGAAAUUAUCGCAGAAUAUUCAACCAAUUCCUGAAGAAGUGAGUUAAUCUGAUAACACAAAUGUUGGCGUUGGGAUACGAGAUUAUGCCCUUUUCUAAGCAGAUGUUUUACAAAUGGAAGUUGCUACAUGUCUGUUUUAUAAGUAAUAAAUUUUCCUAUUUUGAUCAUAUAAUGACUAGCAAUUGUUCCUUGAAAUGCUCACACUUAAUCCGAUUGAUUCGACUUAUUUUGUGCUCCAGUAGGUUUAUUGAGAAUAUUUUAAUAAUCAUGGACGGUUUUUCGCUUUUAUUUGAAUCUCUGUAUAUUAAGCAAUAUAUCUAAUAAGUCUUCUGGCCAACUGAUAACUACGUAUAAUCUUUGAUAGACUCGUUUUUGUUGCAUUGAUAUGACAGAUUUUAUUGUUUUAGACGUCAGGAAUAAUCGCCAUAAUGACCUGAAGCUACGAUAGUUAGUUUUUCCGUUGACAGUUCAAGAUUGAAAAUAACAAUUUAUUCGAGAAGAAAGUCUUAUGUUAUUAAUAAGGUAUGAGCGAUGAUUUUCUACCUCAACAAUUGACAACUAAACUUCACAAAAAGUCAUCAUUUUGUGUUACUGGGCAAUCUUUACUCCUUAAAGCACAUUUUUAUCUACAGUUUCUUAAAUCAAGAAAAUUUGCGUGUUUUGCUGUUCCCCUAAACUUUGCCCUUUAUCAAAAACCUGCCUUGGCUGGCUGAACCCCCUCUUAAUAGUUCUCAUGGGGGUUACUUAAGCCCCAACGUACUUGGUAUCUAAAAUGCCAUUACUUAUAUCUGAAAUAAACAUACACACAUCGCUAAAAUUUGUAUCUUUGGCGAUUUGCCGUUGGCUAGAUUUUAUGCGACAAUAGGCUGGAUUAAACCACAAUAGGAGUUUCAAAAUAGAAGAUUCUAGGUACUAAGAGGAUCUGUGGGACCCAGCCCCUUUGAAAUUUGAUAAACUUUAUUGUGUUCUUAUUUUUGAGAUAUUUUUUACGCAUACAUUCCAGAGCCACGGAAGACACUUACAAUUCCUUUCAGCAAAGGCUUCUUGGAUAGGAAUUGACUAUCUGUAUCACAAAAACCGUCGUUUUCAUCGGCGUAAAAUGAUGUGGUUUUAAAGAUAAUAUAUGCUUUAGUGAAAGUCAUAAUUAUGUACACGUAGCUCUUUAUAACGGCAUCUUUGUAGGAAUGAAUAAUUUAAGUUCACUUGAAGCCGAUCAUGGAAAUAUCAGUUUUGCAAUAAGGUAUUACAGAAAAAAGAUACCGUGAAAA
Messenger RNA from Rhopilema esculentum, 4708 nucleotides. RefSeq names its product kelch-like protein 18. Lineage: Eukaryota; Metazoa; Cnidaria; Scyphozoa; Rhizostomeae; Rhizostomatidae. Gene Ontology annotation, molecular function: protein binding. The record is from RefSeq and is a predicted model, not a curated record.